GCGGUAGCGCCCGCUAGCCACUCCACGGACGUGUACGGGAAGCACCGAAAGCUGCUGAGGUCGCUGUACCACAGUAAAUUCCCGCCCAUGCGCUUCCAAGUGCACGCCGACACGCCCAAGGGGCAGGCUCGGGCGUGCUCCCUGGCGGCCUCGCACGGCCCCGGCGUCGUCGUCACCGGAGAGCCUAUGCACUGCGUCUUCGAGGUCAGGAGGCUCGUCACAGCGAGCGCUUUCGACACCAAGGUGUUCCUGGCGGACUACAAGGACGCCAUCACCCGGUUGUCGGCGGCGAGUCCCCCACCGAAGGGCGACGGCGCGGGCCAGCCUGAGGACCUCGAGCACGAGGCGGAGGCCCUGCUCGAGAGGUCCGUGAGCCAACUCCCCCCGACGUUCCGGCGGGAGGCGGCGCUCGACCCUGACAACAUGGAGCGCGUGCGGACUUUCCUGGCCCAGCCGCGCUGCGCCAGGGCAGGCACCUGGAAACGCGUCUUCGGUUCUCAGCCGCCCAGGGGCGCGCUGGCCCGGAUCGCCCGCCUCUGCGGUGCCCAGCUGGACAGCUCCGCCUCGCAUUGCAACUACCGCGCCGACAAGGCGUUCAGGGCCGAGCUGCGGCGCGUGCAGCACUGGUACCGACCGGGGCGCCGACAGCGACGGUGGCGCACCGGCAUCGUGCGGGACCGGCGGCAGGCCGCCCACGUCAAGGGCGCGCGCAGCGUCAUCACGCGGAAGGUGCGCGACCACUUCCGCAGGAUGCGCCGCCGCGUCAAGGUGGAGGGCCUGAUGAAUUGGCGGGAUGUCGCGCUCGCCACGCGGCAGGCGGGCAUCCCCGUCCAGUCUGGCACGGUCCCAGUGGAGCGGUUGUGGUCCUGCUUGGAGGACAUGAUGCCUGCAGCCGCGCGGGGCGACUCGCUCCGGUGGUUCAGGGCCCUUAGCAUGGUUAUGUUCUUGCGCUACAACUACACGCACUUCAACAAGGACAACCUGCCGACGAUGGCAGAGCGGGGCCCCCUGCUCGGCCAGCGUCUGGCGACGAUCGCCAUGCUGGCUCGGGCCGUGAACGAAUCCGAUCAGGGCUUGUCGCACCUGGCGCCUCUUUUUGACCCGCUCGGCUCGUGCUGA
This is a messenger RNA of Prorocentrum cordatum, 1119 nucleotides long. The record is from the annotation of a GenBank genome assembly. Lineage: Eukaryota; Dinophyceae; Prorocentrales; Prorocentraceae.